AUGGGCCGCAUCUUUGUCGGCUUGGUGCAAUGCGGGGCGUGGGGCUGCUUCGACGAGUUCAACCGUCUCGAGCAGACUGUGCUUUCCGCCGUUUCGCAACAUAUUCAAGCCAUACAGGAUGCGAUCCACCACCGUUCCCCAUCCGUGACGCUUGGCCAGUAUACAGCCCGCGUCGAUCCCAAUUCCGCCAUCUUCAUCACACUCAACCCGGCCGGCAAGGGAUACGGCGGUCGCCAAAAGAUGCCGGACAACUUGAAGCAGCUCUUCCGGCCGGUGGUGAUGUCCGUUCCGGAUAAUGAACUCAUCGCCGAGACGCUCCUCUUUGCCGAAGGUUUCCGCGAGGCUAAGCCGUUGGCUAGGAAAACGCUCCAUGAGCAGCUACGGCAACGUAUUGGUGUUGUCGUAGUUGGCCCAUCCCAAAGUGGAAAAUCCACACUUUGGCGUGUCCUCAAACGAGCGUUGAUCAUCAGCGGCCAACGGCUCGCCUGCUACGAGUUGAAUCCAAAAGCCACAACCCGCACAAGACUGCUUGGCCAUAUGGAUAUGGAUACACGAGAAUGGACCGAUGGUAUAAUCACCAUGGCCGCCAGGAAUGUUAUUAAGGAUACACAGGUCCAUACAUGGAUCGUCUGUGAUGGUGACAUCGACCCGGAAUGGGUAGAAGCCCUGAAUUCUGUCCUGGACGACAAUCGCCUUCUGACGAUGCCCUCUGGAGAGCGCAUCCAGUUUGGCGCCAAUGUCAAUUUCCUCUUCGAGACCCAUCAUCUACAAUUCGCCUCCCCGGCUACGGCAUGGCUGACCGACGCGAGCCACCCAUCAAUCUGUGUGGUCGGACCGGAAGGGAGCGGAAAAGCGAGUCUGAUGCAGAACAGUCUCCAGACCCUCCCUCUAUCCAGAACGGCUACACUUUCAUGCUCUGCACAAACCUCAGCACAUACCCUACUUCAUACCCUUCAUCAGCACACUGUUCAGGUGUCCGGUGCAGGUGGCCGUGUACUGCGCCCAAAAGACGGUGGUGGCCAGUUGAUCGUUCUCCUUCGAGGUCUCAAUCAAACCUCCCCAGAUCGCUAUGGGACCUCACAACUUCAUGCUCUCCUCCAGCAACUCCUCACCUACCACGGAUUCUUUGAUGAUGCUCUCGAGUGGAUCGGUUUGGAGGGGAUUCAAUUCGUCGUCACCAUGGCGUUGGAAGGGGCUGGAAGAAACCUGAGCAAGGCCGAGAAACAGAUGGACAAGCUGUCAAAGGGUCUCGUGACGGUAGAUGAACAAGUGGCCGAGCUGAAGGCCCGAUUUGAGGGGUAUAUGAAAGAGGCCACCCAUAUCAAGAUCAACCUUGACAAGGAGCAGAUCGAACUCGGCAUCCGUUUCGGCAAAACACUGAUCAUCGACGAUAUCGUCGACAUCCCGCCCGUUUUGCACCCACUUUUACGCCGUGAUUUGUCAUCCCAGGGCCCUAGACAGGUGGUCGUCUUCUGCGACAAGGCCCUCGAUUUCCACGCCGACUUCCGCCUCCUCCUCUGCACCAAGAACGAACGACUCCAACUAACGGCCACCGAAGCGGCAGCCCUCCAACAAGUCUCCUUCAUCACUACCAGAAGCGGCCUAUCCGCCCAGCUGCUCGGCCUCGCCAUCCGCUUGGAACGCCCGGAGCUCGAGCUCAAGUCCUCGGAACUAACGAGGGGCGCCGAGGAGAUGAAGAUGCAGCUCGAGGCCCUGGAAUUGAGCUUGCUACAGGAGUUGGCUUCAUCAGAGGGAAAUCUUUUGGAGAAUACGGCCCUGCUCGACUCGUUGAACAAAUCGAAGGCAAAUGCGGAGACGAUUAGUAAAAGUAUUGCCGAGAGUGAGCGGCUGAGAACCGAGUUGCAACAACAACGCGAAGGCUACCUCCCACUGGCGGAAUAUGGAUCAUCCCUCUUCUUCGGCUUCUCCUCCCUGCACUCCGUCAACCAUAUGUACAACUUCAACGUCAACACCAUUCUCCAUCUCUUCGAGGCCACCAUCAAAAAUUGCAAGGAUACCUCGUCAACGCGGCUUGAUGCGUUGCGGCGCGAGCUUCAGGUGUCCGUGUUCCACCACGUGACGCGCUCGUUGUUCAAAGCCGAUCGCCUCCUGUUCGCCAUCCAAUUCGUCCACGCCACCCAGCCCAAAAUGUUCCAGCCAAAUGAGUGGGAGCUGUUCUCCGGGAGCUUAGUGGUUGAAGCACGCGAAGCCGGAUACUCGAUCCAGAAUAUUGGAUGGAUAGAGGAAGAGCAAAGGACUACCGUGGCUAGAUUACAAACAAGUCUUCCCGCCCUCUUCAACACGCUACGCCUAGAAGACACCGGGACCUGGGCAGAAUACUCAAGAACGACCGAAGCGGAAACUGCCGUGCCUUCAGAUAUCUCAGCCAAGAUUACCCCGUUCCAAAAAGUGCUUUUGAUCCAAGCCACGCGCCCCGGACGUCUCUACGCUUGUUUGCAAGCUUUUUGCCAGACAGCCCUUGCGCUCCCGGAUCUGAACCCGCCGCCCUUUGACCUCGGAAAUGUGUUCAGCGACUCGGAUAAUGGGCAUCCGAUUCUCUUGUUGAUUGCUGGGGGUGUGGAUCCGUCGCAGGAACUCGAAGAACUUGCGCGAAAAACGAUAGGCACUGAAAAGCUGCACUCUAUCGCCAUGGGACAGGGCCAACAAGAAGCGGCGGUUCGCGCUUUGAGGAAAUGUGCUGCCGAGGGCGGCUGGCUCUAUCUGCAGAAUAUCCACCUGAUGCUCGCCUCGAUUCCGGUCAUCCAAAAGGAGCUUGGCAUCGAAAAGCAUGAAAACUUUCGACUUUGGAUGACUGCCGAGCCGGAUGAUCGAUUCCCGUCAACACUGCUUCAAGAUUCCCUAAAAAUCACCUUUGAAGCACCUCCUGGAAUCAAGAAUAAUUUGCUAAGGUCCUUAACCAGCGCAGAAGACCGACAACGCAACGCCGUCUGCUCACAGGCCAUUUUCGUGGUGGCCUGGCUGCACGCGCUGCUCCAGGAGCGUAGAACAUACAUCCCGCAGGCCUGGACGAAAUUCUACGAAUUUUCCUCGGCCGACUUCCGCGUCAGCACUGCCGUUGUGGACACGAUGACGAAUAAUCGGACCCCGGAAUGGGAGUUCGUACGUGGCACUCUACAGGAAGUAAUCUAUGGCGGACGCAUAGAAAGCUCGUUUGAUAUGCAGGUUCUUGCUGCUUAUCUAACGUCACUGAUCAACGGCGAUCGAAUCACAGGCCGUGAGGGCCAAUUGGCAGCCGGAGUCACGUUGCCCGUCUUCGAUCGCCUUCAGGAUUACCUCCGCUUUGUCAACCAAUCCAUCCCAUCUAUCGAUGCCCCCGCACUGUUCGGCCUCCCCGCCAAUAUCGGUUUCUCGUGGCAAUUGGCUGAGGGAAACUCGACGGUUCAACGGUUGAAAAUUGCAGGCUCCACCACAGCGCUGUCGGAUCGUAAAGAAUGGGCUGAUGCUGCCCAGCCAUUGCUGUCGCUAUGGAAGAAGUUGUGUUCGGGUGAUGACCUACAUUCCCGACCAUUACCCCCUGUCACUGAAAGUCAGGACCCGCUCGAAGAGGUGCUACAGCUAGAGCUUGUUCAUGCUUUGAAAACUGUCCAAUCCCUCCACACCGCCCUGACUUCACUCUCAAAAAUGAUCCGGGGCACGCAACUACCCGACAAAUCUACGACGGCGAUGAUCACCGCGCUUUGCCGCCACGAGACCCCGGAUUUAUGGCAGGAUUUGUGGACCGGCCCUCAAAAUCCGGCCGAAUACUUAUCUACGCUUCUCUAUAGAACCAAAUCCACCGAAAACCUCGUCAAAGAGGCGAAAAGCGGCGAACUCCUCAGCCGACCAGUCGACCUCUCUCAACUCCUCCGCCCCACCUCGCUGCUCACGGCCCUACGCCAGAAGACGGCAAGGGUCAAAAAGGUCCCCAUGGACGAGCUGGUGCUCCGCAGUGCCUGGAAUGCGCAGCUUCUUCAAGACCACCUUAGCGUCACGGUGAAAGGGCUACUGCUGCAAGGCGCAUUAUUCGAAUCGGUCCUGAAAGAAGUUUCUACCUCUUCCGCGCCCUACAGCCAGGCCCCACCUCUCACCCUCGCGUGGACACCGAUGGCGUCAUCUAACGUCUAUUCGUCCUCCGAAUCUGUACUAGUUCCGAUUUACACGAAUGCGGAGCGCGAGACCCAAAUCGCCACCGUCCAGAUGCCCUGCGGCCGUGACACUAACAAAUGGAACAUUGCAUCGAUUGCCCUUUUCUUGAAA
Molecule: messenger RNA, 4257 nt
Organism: Mesorhabditis spiculigera
Lineage: Eukaryota; Metazoa; Nematoda; Chromadorea; Rhabditida; Rhabditidae
Source: the annotation of a GenBank genome assembly